GAAGUGACUGUACCCAGAGGCUGGUAGUGCCCAGGGGUGGAGUGAUAAUUAUUUCUCUAGUACCUGAAGGACUCUUGUCCCAAAGGCAUGAAUUCCUAGCAUUCCCUGUGAAAAGACGACUGAAAGAUGGGGGCUGGAGAGAGGGUGCAGGCCCCACCUAGGGCGGAGGCCACAGCAGGGAGAGGGACAGACAGAGCCAGGAGCCUGGAAGGAAGCAGGAUGGCAGCCGGAACAGCGGUUGGAGCCUGGGUGCUGGUCCUCAGUCUGUGGGGGGCAGUAGUAGGUGCUCAAAACAUCACAGCCCGGAUCGGCGAGCCACUGGUGCUGAAGUGUAAGGGGGCCCCCAAGAAACCACCCCAGCAGCUGGAAUGGAAACUGAACACAGGCCGGACAGAAGCUUGGAAGGUCCUGUCUCCCCAGGGAGGAGGCCCCUGGGAUAGUGUGGCUCGUGUCCUUCCCAACGGCUCCCUCUUCCUUCCGGCUGUCGGGAUCCAGGAUGAGGGGAUUUUCCGGUGCCAGGCAAUGAACAGGAAUGGAAAGGAGACCAAGUCCAACUACCGAGUCCGUGUCUACCAGAUUCCUGGGAAGCCAAAAAUUGUAGAUUCUGCCUCUGAACUCACGGCUGGUGUUCCCAAUAAGGUGGGGACAUGUGUGUCAGAGGGAAGCUACCCUGCAGGGACUCUUAGCUGGCACUUGGAUGGGAAGUCCCUGGUGCCUAAUGAGAAGGGAGUAUCUGUGAAGGAACAGACCAGGAGACACCCUGAGACAGGGCUCUUCACACUGCAUUCGGAGCUAAUGGUGACCCCAGCCCGGGGAGGAGAUCCCCAUCCCACCUUCUCCUGUAGCUUCAGCCCAGGCCUUCCCCGACGCCGGGCCUUGCACACAGCCCCCAUCCAGCCCCGUGUCUGGGAGCCUGUGCCUCUGGAGGAGGUCCAAUUGGUGGUGGAGCCAGAAGGUGGAGCAGUAGCUCCUGGUGGAACCGUAACCCUGACCUGUGAGGUCCCUGCCCAGCCCUCUCCUCAAAUUAACUGGAUGAAGGAUGGUGUGCCCUUGCCCCUUCCCCCCAGCCCUGUGCUGAUCCUCCCUGAGAUAGGGCCUCAGGACCAGGGAACCUACAGCUGUGUGGCCACCCAUCCCAGCCACGGGCCCCAGGAAAGCCGUGCUGUCAGCAUCAGCAUCAUCGAACCAGGCGAGGAGGGGCCAACUGCAGGCUCUGUGGGAGGAUCAGGGCUAGGAACUCUAGCCCUGGCCCUGGGGAUCCUGGGAGGCCUGGGGACAGCCGCCCUGCUCAUUGGGGUCAUCUUGUGGCAAAGGCGGCGACGCCAAGGAGAGGAGAGGAAGGCCCCAGAAAACCAGGAGGAAGAGGAGGAGCGUGCAGAACUGAAUCAGUCGGAGGAACCUGAGGCAGGCGAGAGUAGUACUGGAGGGCCUUGAGGGGCCCACAGACAGAUCCCAUCCAUCAGCUCCCUUUUCUUUUUCCCUUGAACUGUUCUGGCCCCAGACCAAUUCUCUCCUGUAUAAUCUCUCUCCUGUGUAACCCCACCUUGCCAAGCUUUCUUCUACAACCAGAGCCCCCCACAAUGAUGAUUAAACACCUGACACAUCUUG
Messenger RNA from Nomascus leucogenys (northern white-cheeked gibbon), 1608 nucleotides. It is a transcript of the gene AGER, whose product is annotated as advanced glycosylation end-product specific receptor. Gene Ontology annotation, biological process: regulation of p38MAPK cascade; regulation of inflammatory response. Gene Ontology annotation, cellular component: plasma membrane. Gene Ontology annotation, molecular function: signaling receptor activity. NCBI's taxonomy places the organism in Eukaryota, Metazoa, Chordata, Mammalia, Primates, Hylobatidae. The record is from RefSeq and is a predicted model, not a curated record.